This is a messenger RNA of Pungitius pungitius (ninespine stickleback), 4974 nucleotides long. RefSeq names its product family with sequence similarity 168 member A (gene fam168a). Bases 246 to 971 code for a protein of 241 amino acids. The transcript has 8 exons. The record is from RefSeq and is a predicted model, not a curated record. Gene Ontology annotation, biological process: positive regulation of base-excision repair. Lineage: Eukaryota; Metazoa; Chordata; Actinopteri; Perciformes; Gasterosteidae.
CGGCAAUGCAUCCCCAUCCCCCACACGGUGGCCGUCUCUUCGGGUGAAAGCUGUCUUCUCUGCGCCACUGGUCCGACAAAACGCUGCUGUAGCAGAGCCAGUCCGCACCGACCUGAGGCAGCGCAGACACACGGGAGACAUCACGCACGCACACCAACACACGGGGAAUCUUUUGUAUUUGUUCGACCAAGUGGCUUCGAUUUGCAUAUCCACUUCCACUCCUUCCUCAUUUGCAUACAGCAAGAAUGGCGAGCGGGCAUCCCACAGACAAAUUCAGUUUCAUGUAUCAACCAGACACGCACAAGAGUAAGAACAGGUUAGCUUCAGCUAUGAAUCCCGUCUACAGCCCAGUUCAGCCUGGCACCCCAUACGGAAACCCUAAGAACAUGGCCUUUACAGGCUAUCCAGGAGGGUAUCCUGCCACGGCUCCCACCUAUACACCCAACCUCUAUCAAACAGGCAGUCCUGGGUAUCCACCAGGAUACACUUCGGCAGGCACCCCGUACAAAGUGCCCCCCACUCAGUCGAAUGGGGCACCCCCUCCCUACACUCCCACCCCUACCCCAUACCCAACAGCCAUGUACCCCAUCCGCAGUGCCUACCCUCAGCAGAACCUAUACGCACAGCAGACCCUAGGCUUCACCAACCAUUUCCUGUGUCCGUCCCGACAGGGCGCGUACUACACCCAGCCAGUGUAUGCGGCUCAGCCCCAUGUGAUCCAUCACACCACCGUGGUGCAGCCUAACAGCAUCCCCUCCACGGCCCUCUACCCGGCCCCCGUCCCGGUAAACGCUCCUCGCAACAACGGCAUGGCUGCCAUGGGGAUGGUAGCCGGGACGACCAUGGCCAUGAGUGCAGGGACCCUGCUGACAACGCCCCAGCACGCCCAGAUCGGAGGACACCCGGUUACCGUGCCAACCUACAGGCCCCAAGGGACACCUGGGUACAGCUACGUACCGCCUCACUGGUAGAGCCCACUCAUCAUAUCUGGAGUCCACCAUCGUAUGCAACUGCUCAAAUCUUACACGGGCUCCCACUGGUAACCAUGGGAACCCAGCACCUGUCUGCAAGAACAAAACUAAAGUGCAACAGCCACUUUACUAUUAUUGUUAUUGUUAGUAUGCGACAUUCUCUAACGUUUUUACAAAAGCUGCUUUUAUUUUUCUCUGUUCAUUUGCCAACCAGUCAUUACCUUAUUUUCUACGGUUAUUUUUAAUUUUAUCGAAUUUUCUUUUUUUCUUUUUUUUCUUUUUUUUAUGUGUCUAUCAUUGGAACUCCAGAAGGACUCUUGACCAAUCACGGGUGUCAGUUGCUCCGGUUUCUGUGUUGUGCUGGUAUGUGUGGUCCUUCCUGCUGCUGCUGCUCGGUUGGCUGGAAUAUAUUGGGCACUUAUUCCUCAUUACCAUCUCCUUCAGUCACUACGAAGACUUAUUGACUUAUGCUGCCAAAGUUUUAACAACUAGAUUUCAGCACAGGGUUUUAACAUUAUGAGCAAUUUAGUUUUCUGGGUUAUUUAAGUUUUUUUUUAAAUAUUUUCUGUUUUUGUUUUUUUUUCCUUUUUGGGUUCUUCCUUUUUCGGGUUUUAAUCUGAGUCGUCUUCCGGCGCGUUGCUGUCCGUCCGGCAGUAGUCAGUCCAUCACCCCCGUCGUCCCAUCGCCAUGUAAGUGCUAUGAGCAGAGCGCUUACGCUACCCAUCCUGCUGCGUGUCCCACUGUCCACAUUUGCAUAGCACACACUAAGGAAACACUUACUUUGUGCUACGUACAGCGCAGGCUGGUAUGUUGUGACACUUGUCGGAAUCUUAACCUUAGCGUAGGUCAAUGCGUUUUAGUGGGAAUAUUCAUAAUGGCUGUGUCAACGGCGUGAGUGGUCAUGCUCACUUUCUCUCUCUCUCUCUCUCACACACGCGCAGGGGCUCCUGUGGUGCGUUAGAAAAACACCGGAGUGGCACUUACUGCACAAAACCUUCCAGUUAUGUUGUUACUGAUCAACACACCCGCAUACAUGGUCUUCUAGUGGUGAGCAUGGCAGACAGCAGAGAAGGAGUUUAAAGGGAUUGCGUUUGCGCAGAGAGAGAGAGAGAAAGAGGAGAACGAGACGGGGCGAUCGGACCGCGCGGAGGGAGGAGGAGGAGGAGGAGGAGGAGGAGGAGGAGGUCACAUGUUCACUGUCGGGUCACUUUCAUUUCAAGGUCCAAAACGUUUGAGUUUGUGACGUCUCACCUGCAAGAAACAGCACGAGCACUCUGCUGCUUUUGCACUACAUGUGUUGUACCUUGAGUCCCCACUGCGACCUCAUCACCUCCUCAUCCCUCCCUUCCUCCCUUCCUUCCUUCAGGCAAGGACUUAAUAACCAAACACUCAACAAAUGGAAACCCAGACUCUGGAGCCUACAGUCAAUACUGGACCGGUCACACACAAGGGGCGCUGAUAAAUGGAUAGAGUUCAAUCCACGUGUUCAUUACAACCAGUGACACGUCGUUGUGCACCACACGUAGGACGACAUGGCGGCCAAUGGGAGGGGGCGCCGCUGUGCGUCUGGGCCGUGUCAUAGUGAGGGUUUGCUGUUCUCUGAAUCUGGGUGAACAUUAUAACUUUUGGGGAUUUGGCAGGUGAAUUGCGAGAGGACUGUGGUCCAACCGGUGCUGGAUUAAGUGGUCGUGUCUACAACAGUGAAGACAAUGGAGGACGCUUUAGCCUAGAGUGCAGAGCCGUGAUGACGCCGCGUCACUUCGUUUUCAGUCCCGUUGACUUUUGAGACUACAGUUUUUAUAAAAAGGAUGAAUCCAUUUGUUCACCAUCUUUUUGUUUGUUCACGUUUCUGGAAAGAAGGCAUAUCUGCUUUUACUGACUGAAUUUUAAACAAUUCUCCAUUUAAAAAAUAAAUGAGGUAAAAAAAUCCAGCAUAACCUCGAGGGUCAUCAGAGGAUUGGAGGCAAUGAGCCUUCUUCUCAUACAUGUAAAGUGCUUGUGUUCACAGGCAGUAUGAUGACCCGUCUUAACACACCAAGUAGUAGUGGUGGGGUUUAAUAUUAAGGUGAUUCUUAGGUAAUACAAUAUAUUAUUAUUUCAGGAUUUACACAUUUAAAAAAAAAAAAAAAAAGAACGACUUCAUGAUCGGUAUACUACAGAUUUGUAUAACAAAAGCAUUUAGUGUGCGGGUAUAUAGGUGAAGUGGUUUGAUAUUGCAAUAAAAUGAGAGGGAACCCCUCCAACUGUUAACACACAGUAAUUAUCAGCUUUUUGAAUGGUAUUUGGUUUUAUGCUUAUUGUAAUCUUUAAAUAAUGGAUUACAGGCUCUGUAUGCAGCCUCCAUUCAAUAAUUAUUACAAUCACUGCUAAGACGUGAAGUAGAACAUAUCAAAACAUUUUGAACUGAGGAAAUAUUGCACAACAGAAGACAAAAAAAAAGACUUGAUGACUAUAACUUAAUGUUAAGUAACAGGUACCUAGGCUUUGUAGUGCUGGAGGAAGAAGCAAUUUAUAUUGUAAUGAAAAAUAAAACAAUAAGGUUGAGUAUUUGAGGUAUUCUUAGUCCAGAUGUUUGUACACUUGUAGGUUAACUUAAGAAAAUAUUGCAUUAAGCCGCUGUCGGAUGAAAACAUCAAUCUUUGAGCCUGAUUUUGUUUUAAAGGAUUCUUCUGUGUAGAAUAAAGUGGUCCAACAUUCUUGGGUCAUAACGAGUCUUUUCCGAUUGAAUUCAAGCCAGUUGAUUUGAAGCUGUUUUCUUGCGACAGCAGUGAUGUUCCUCAUCAUAAGGAUUUAUUUAACCAACCACUACUUCUGUCAGUAUUUCUCAGUUAAGUCUUAUGGGUUUCAUUUUUCUUCUUCUUUCACUCUGGUCACUUGAGCGUAAUGAGUAUGCAUAAUAUUCAGGUGUAUUUCACUAUAGCAUUGGAUCUCUUAAGUUUAAAAAGAACCUGCAGUAUAUUUGUACAGCCAGUGGUACAGUAAUGUAUUUCUAGCUAAGCAUGGUUGCAUCAGUGUGGCAGCUACUGUUUGUGCUUUGAAUAUAUAUAUAUACAUAUAUAUAUAUACACACAUAUUUUUUAUCUCCUCUGCAUCUCUGUCCUUUACAUAUCGGUCACUGAGAAAGGGGGAGACGUUACGACGAGGUCCCGCGACAAACUUGUGGCAAUUCAACGACACCAAAUCGCCACAUUUUUUUGAAAUGUUGCUUGAAUUAAUCCGAUCUGGAGUGGGCAGGUCUUUGUUGCCCCAUCGAUGCUUCUGGAGGUUGCAGAGAUGUAAGGAACCAUGAAUGAAAACCCUCCACGCCCUUCUGUGCCAUGCCAUAUUUCCCGAGAGUAAAUAUUAGUUUCUCCUCCUAAGUGACCGGUGAACUCUUGAGUCCUUGUUGUGUCUGGCUUCCUGUGAAUCUGUUUUUUCUAUUCCUGUCCUAUCCCUCACAUUGUUGUUGGUGCGUAUUCUCACGUUUAUCUCUCUCUCAACUGUAUCCUCUGUUAAUCCUAUUUUCACUUCAGAGGCCAUUCUGCAUCCCUUCCCCAACGUAAAAAGAAAAACACUUUUCAUUUCAUCCAGGGAUGCAAAAUGAUGUCGGAUCACAUGUUCUGCGCCCCCUCUCGCCUCCUUUACCACGCUGCUCUGUGUUUUUGGCCUCAGUCUGACCUUUGCCGCCAUCGCCCCGUCUCUGCCCGCGGUUGUGUUAAACUGCAACUUUUUUGUGUGUGUCCCUUUUCUUUCGGUAAUUUUGGAAACACUCUCACUUCGCCUUGUUUUCUAAACACUGUGACCGUCUGGAAGUGGCAUCGCCGGUUCAAGGCUUUGAGCCAAAGCGUCAAACGAAUCAUUUCUGGGUGUCGUUUCCAUCCGAGAAGCACAAUUUGGACGACAUAUUUUGAGCACUGAGAUUUAUUCUUUUUCUAAAUUCCAACAUUUUUAUCCAUGAUGUUUUUUGUUGCGGUAGUUUUAUUUUCUUAGACUGUGGACCAACACUCUUAAAAAAAACAACAAC